AUGGAGGACGGUCCUGUUUCCUUUGGCUUUAAAAACAUUUUUAUUACAAUGUUUGCUACUUUUUUUUUCUUCAAGCUUUUAAUUAAAGUGUUCUUGGCGCUCCUAACCCAUUUCUAUAUCGUCAAAGGAAAUAGAAAAGAAGCGGCUAGGAUAGCAGAAGAGAUCUAUGGUGAAAUUUCAGAUUGCUGGGCCGAUCGGUCUCCACUUCAUGAAGCGGCAGCUCAGGGACGCCUACUGGCCCUGAAAACUUUGAUUGCACAGGGCGUCAGUGUGAACCUGGUAACAAUUAACCGGGUCUCUUCUCUCCACGAGGCGUGCCUGGGAGGCCACGUGGCCUGCGCUAAGGCCCUAUUGGAGAACGGCGCCCACGUCAAUGGGGUGACAGUUCACGGAGCCACGCCCCUCUUCAAUGCUUGCUGCAGUGGCAGCGCUGCGUGCGUCAACGUGCUGCUGGAGUUUGGAGCCAAGGCCCAGCUCGAGGUGCACCUGGCUUCACCCAUCCACGAGGCAGUGAAGAGAGGUAAUAGAGAAUGCAUGGAGAUUCUGCUGGCAAAUAACGUUAACAUUGACCAGGAAGUGCCUCACCUUGGAACUCCCCUGUAUGUGGCUUGCACCUAUCAGAGGCUAGACUGUGUGAAGAAGCUUCUAGAAUUAGGAGCCAAUGUUGACCACGGCCAGUGGCUGGACACCCCCCUCCAUGCCGCCGCGAAGCAGAACAGUGUGGAAAUCAUCCACCUGCUGAUAGACUAUGGGGCUAACCUCAAGUGCAGAAACGCUCAGGGCAAAAGUGCGCUUGAUCUGGCAGCUCCGAAAAGUGGCGUGGAGCAGGCGCUCCUGCUCCGGGAAGGCCCGCCUGCUCUUUCCCAGCUGUGCCGCCUGUGUGUCCGGAAGUGCUUGGGUCGCACCUGUCAUCAGACCAUCCACAAACUGUAUCUGCCGGAGCCCCUGGAAAAAUUCCUCCUAUACCAGUAA
Molecule: messenger RNA, 972 nt
Organism: Eubalaena glacialis (North Atlantic right whale)
Lineage: Eukaryota; Metazoa; Chordata; Mammalia; Artiodactyla; Balaenidae
Gene: ASB11
Product: ankyrin repeat and SOCS box containing 11
Exons: 7
Coding region: 1-972 (323 amino acids)
Biological process (GO): protein ubiquitination; intracellular signal transduction; positive regulation of protein catabolic process
Molecular function (GO): protein binding
Source: RefSeq, a predicted model, not a curated record